Diatraea saccharalis (sugarcane borer) is the source of this 1233-nucleotide messenger RNA. NCBI's taxonomy places the organism in Eukaryota, Metazoa, Arthropoda, Insecta, Lepidoptera, Crambidae. The record is from the annotation of a GenBank genome assembly.
AGACUCGGCUGUCAUCGAAUCGAAUUAAAUAGUUUUUGGUUGCCGCCCGGUUUAAAAAUAAUUUAUAAAUCCAAAACUAAUCAUAAAAUGACCGAGUAUAUGGAUAUCGAUGGAAGUGUUUUAGAAGGGGGAGGACAAAUUCUCCGAAUUUCCAUUUCUCUAAGUGCUAUUCUGGGUGUACCGGUACGUGUCUUCAAUAUAAGGGCAGGGCGGAGUAAGCCAGGACUCGCUGCACAACAUUUAAAAGGCAUACAAUUAGUCGCAGAUAUGUGUCGGGCAAAACUAAAAGGAGCAAAUAUUGGAUCUACUGAAAUUCACUUUGCCCCCGGCAAAAUUAGAGGUGGCCACUACAUAGCAGAUACACAUACUGCUGGAGCGAUCAGCUUGCUCCUGCAGGUGGCGUUGCCUUGCGCCUUGUUGGCCGACGGUCCAGUGACGCUGGACCUAAAGGGUGGCACCAACGCGGACAUGGCGCCGCAGAUUGACUACAUGCCGAUAGUGUUUAGGCCACUGCUCAAGAGGUUUAACGCCGACUUCCAUCUUAAUAUACGGAGGAGAGGAUAUUUCCCGAAGGGCGGUGGUCACGUGACCGUGGAGGUGUCCCCGGUGCGCGGUUUCCGUGACGUCAGUUUGUUGGAGCGCGGUGACGUCACAGCCGUGCGCGGCUCCAGCUUCGUGGCCGGUGUACUGCCGCUGAAGAUGGCUCAAGAGAUGGCUGAUGGUGCGAAGGAAGAACUGAAACAUGUGCACAGCAACGUGGACAUACGCUGUUACAAGGAGGACAGGAGCAUCGCGCCGGACAACUGCAACGGUAUCAUUUUAUGGGCGGAGACUUCGCUGGGCCACGUGCUGGGGGCGGACGCCCUGGGGCGGCGCGGGCACGACCCGCGCGCGCUGGGGGGCGCCGCCGCGCGCCCGCUGCGUGACGUCAUCCGCGCGCGCGCCUGCCUCGACGCGCACGCGCAGGACCAGAUAAUAUUGUAUAUGGCCUUAGCUGCAGGCAAAUCAUCGGUGAAAGUGGGAGAUAUCACGUUGCACACCAAAACCGCCAUGCAUAUAGCCGAACUGAUAGCCAAGAUAAAAUUCAAUGUUCACACGGAGGACGACCACAGUGUAAUAGAAUGCACUGGACUCGGAUUUAUAAAUAAAAAUUUACCGCCGGAAUAACUCAUUGUAUUCUCAUAGUGUAAUAUGUAAACUAUUUAUGUAAGAAUAAACUGUUGUUUAAUAUAU